CGAAAAACUGACAGAAGUGGGCAGGACGCGCCGACACUUUGUAUCACAGGAGGGGGAUAUUUAACUUGGGAUAACGCUCUGCUUACAACAGACACGCACUCUCCCAUACGGUGUGCCCAAGCAGAAACCGGACAAAGCCAAAUACACAGACGUCCUAAUAACAGGAGCUAGUGUGCGCUAUCGGGGAUAAAGCUCCCUCGGGGAUUGUCACAGAUACUCACCGGUUUAGAGAUUCCGCCACUGGCUGUGCCGUUUCACUCUGCACUGGUGUUACGGCGCGCGGUCUCUUAAAACAGAUAAGGAUGGAAUCGAUGUAAAACAAGGACCGAAUGGACAACAAACUUCCCGAAUGAAGCCAAUAAUAUAUCACCCUCCGCCUAAAAUGGAGAGUUUGUGCAGGGGUUCAUAAAACCUGUGGAUGACAACCUUUCCAUCUGAAACUGGUUUCUUCGCUUUUUAACUUCUCCCCUGUCUAUACGUGGAAUUUACUUUUAUUUGGAAAGAAAAAAUAGAUAACCGUUCUGCUCUGGACAGACUUGUAGGCUACGUUGUGGCUGAUAUCUGAAUUUGCGAUCCGAAGUUGGACAGACCAUUCAUUAAAUAAUGUUUGACACCGGUAAGAAAGCACUUUCCUUUCUAUGACUGCGACAGCACUGAAUGAUAAACGACACAUUAGCCUCCAUAAAAAGCAGUUAUAGAACAUUUCAACUGGGCCUCUAAGGAGUGGAAUACUAAAAUCGUUUUUUUUUUGUUUGUUUUUUUAGUUGAAAGUUGGAUGUUUAUGUCGGGUGUGGACCUAGCUACUAAAUGCGAACUGUAAUCACUCACUGAAAGUGUGCACGAAUACAAUACGAGUUUCGUCCCCUCUGACUGAGUUUUUCAACUCUUCUAUAGAGAUUGUUUUUUGAUUCUCCUCUCGAACUCUCUUUGGAUGUAUUUUGUCCUGGGAAAACACGAGCCAUAGAACAGUUCACUCCUAGCAACACUCCCAGCGCCAGCCCUGUCAUCGAGUCUAGACAAUUUGUCGUGGCAUCGAGUCCCUCUGUAACCAUGGCGACCAUCAGAAACUCUCUGUGAAUUUUGGAGAAAAAGAAAAAAAAGAGUGAGGGAGAAGGAAAGGGUGAAGGGAGUAGAGGCUUUGCGUUUUGUUCGAAGAGUAAUUAUUCCGCAAUGAAGACAAAUCAUCUAUGUGAGAAGCAUGCGAUAGUGUGGAAAGAGUAGGGAGAGAUUUGGAGGUCUGGUGGAACUCCUUUCAUUCAAGUCCGGAGCAGUCUAUUAAAAGUCUGGCUUUAACAUUUAUGAAACCCCAGACUCUUAAAUUUGAAGUGCUCCGCCGCGGUGAAUAAUAACAAAAUCUAAGAAGAUAAAUAUGGGGGUUUCACAGGCGUUGCUUGUGUAUGUGUUCGUGUCCAUACAUCUAGGCGCCUCACAACAUUUUCUUCGCCUGCGUCCGUCACCCAGCGACCAUCUCCCUGUUCCCGAUCUUAAGGAGGAUCCAGACCCGGACUUUGAUCCCCGCGAACCGGACCUGGCCGAGAGGACUCUGAGGAAAAAACUCGGCAGCAACUUUGAUCCCAAUUUCAUGUCAGUUGGCUCCCCUGUGUCGGUGAACCUGUCGGUCCAAGACACGCAGUCGAGACAGCCAGGACCGAUGCCCAACGAAAUAAAAAAGCUGGACCUUUCCGAAACACCUUACGGGAGACGGGUGAAAGUUGGCAAAAAGGCUCGUCGGAAAUUUUUGCAGUGGUUGUGGACGUACACGCACUGUCCGGUGGUAUACACCUGGAAGGACCUGGGGUCGAGGUUUUGGCCACGCUAUAUCAAGGAAGGCAACUGCUUCAAUGAACGCUCUUGUUCAUUCCCAGAAGGGAUGUUUUGCAAACCCGUGAAGUCUAUCACCAAGACUUUCCUCCGGUGGUACUGCCAAGGAUUUUUAAAACAGAAAUAUUGUACGUGGAUACCGGUCCAAUACCCAAUCAUAUCGGAAUGCAAGUGCUCUUGUUGAGUUUCUGUGGAAAGGCGAUUGGGGAUGGACUAUAACACGGUUUCUAUUGCACUGUGAACUUUCAGAACAGAGAUGUGGGCUGUCGUGUUAUUUCGGAGGGCACCAUACGAAUCUAUUUUUAUAUAUAGUAUUUUAAUUGAAAUAUCAACAUUGUACAUAUUUAAGAUAAAAAUGCAGCUAUUUUUUUUCUAUGAACAGGACCAUAUUAUUUCAGCCCCCUCGAAAACGUUUCUUUGGGGGGAACGUAAGCACUUCAAAAGGAAGAGCUUUUAUUUUUAUGAAAAAUUGAAGAUGGAAUGCAACUUCUCCAAGAAGUUUUACUUUUCAUCCGAAUAUUAAUGCUGACUGAUCAUUUGAUGCAAAAUGCUGCCUAGGUUUUUGUAUAAUUGUAUUAAUAUUAAUUAAAUUGAAAAGUUGAGGAUAAAAAUAUAUAUAUAUAUGGGCGUGAACUCAGCUUUUGGAAUACAUAUAGUUUAGUAGAACGGUUACAAAUUUGUACAAUUUAUUUAUUACCUUAACGAUUGUGAGUAUAGAACAAGAAAAUAUAGAAGAGUAUACAAGUAAUUAUGCGAGAUGUUUACUUGAAUAUUUCUAAAAUAAAAGAACAUAUCACUGUAAAUAAUGGUUAUGCGUCUAGCAAUAAAAUCUAUCUAUUAAA
Molecule: messenger RNA, 2663 nt
Organism: Anguilla anguilla (European eel)
Lineage: Eukaryota; Metazoa; Chordata; Actinopteri; Anguilliformes; Anguillidae
Product: noggin-2-like
Exons: 1
Coding region: 1370-2005 (211 amino acids)
Biological process (GO): negative regulation of cell differentiation; dorsal/ventral pattern formation; osteoblast differentiation
Source: RefSeq, a predicted model, not a curated record